AUCGCGAUACAUUACCCGGCAGCGGACUUAUUCUCGCAAGAGGCAGGAUUCGACAUCUAGAAGCUUACCUCGUUCUGCCACAACUCUGACGAUCCAUGCCUUACUUACGUCACCGUCGCUAAGGACAACACGAAAGUUCUACAGACAUAUCUCGGCAUAACAAACAACACCUGUUGUCUUAUUUGCCAUUCAACCCAUCCGCAGAGGGAGAUGAAUUUCUCUCUUAGAAUUGCUCUUAUGGUGUCUUUCUACAAGUUCACAUUUGCUGAGUGGGCCUUUUAUUGCUGGACCUACUACUCAAGAAAAAGCAACACCAACAGGAAUAUCCCACAGGAAGCGGUUCUGGCAGUGGAUCACCCCAAAUUGCUGGAGAUAUCUCAUCUCUGCCAUAACCCAGGGUGCCUGCACCCUGGACAUCUCAUUAUCGAGCACCCGGCCGCAAACAAUCGACGCUCCUCCUGCAAUCGUGACGGCAGAUGCACUAAUGACUGCUUCCUAGGGCAACAUGCUUGCAAGCUUAAUCUGGUGCGCGACAAGGAUGCUCUGCUCGCUGAAGCUGUUCAGAUAUACAAAGAUAAUACUCGGAGUUACCAGACCUGCAAGUGCGGGUACAAGAUGACAGUUAAUCCGUUCAAGGAUAAACAGCUCUAUCAUCGAGAGGUUAUGAGGCACUUACGCAACAAGAGGCAGCAUGUUACUUCCUGGCACUAGGGGAGCUAUACGGAGUGGAGAGUGGAGAAGACUAUCAAGAUAUCUUCCACAUAAA
Trematosphaeria pertusa is the source of this 766-nucleotide messenger RNA. RefSeq lists its product as uncharacterized. Lineage: Eukaryota; Fungi; Ascomycota; Dothideomycetes; Pleosporales; Trematosphaeriaceae. Bases 211 to 711 code for a protein of 166 amino acids. Gene Ontology annotation, molecular function: endonuclease activity. The transcript has 2 exons. The record is from RefSeq and is a predicted model, not a curated record.